GUCAAUGCAUUCCGAGAACGGAGAGCCCUUGCUUUGUCUCUCAACGACACAAAAACAGCUGUAAACACACUCCACCAUAUGUUGAAUGUCCUUGUGGGAAUGGUCAUAGUGGUUAUCUGGCUUCUUAUACUCAAGGUUACCACUACCCAUUUCCUUAUCUUUUUAAGCUCCCAGCUUCUUUUGGUGGUCUUCAUGUUUGGAAACACAUGCAAGACAACAUUUGAGGCAAUCAUUUUCUUAUUCGUAAUGCAUCCAUUUGAUGUGGGUGAUCGCGUUGAAGUGGAAGGAGUUCAGAUGAUAGUCGAAGAGAUGAAUAUAUUGACAACGGUUUUUCUGAGGUAUAUUGAAAAUAAGAGCGAGCACUGGUACCCAGCUCCGAUGAUAGUCCUGAGGGACGUGGAGGACAUGAACAGGCUGAAAAUAUCAUUGUGGCUUUCACACACAAUGAACCACCAGGACAUGGGUGAGAGGUGGGCAAGGAGGGCUCUUUUGAUUGAGGAGAUGAUCAAAGUGUUCACGGAGCUUGAUAUUCAAUACCGAAUGCUGCCCUUUGACGUUAAUGUGCGACAAAUGCCAGCUCUGACUUCAAACAGGCUUCCCUCCACUUGGGCUGUUUGUGCUAGCUGAUCAUACAUGAAAAAUGAGCAGUCUGCGAUUUCAUGUCAGAUGUUGGACAUGUAGCAGCAAUGCUCGUUGGAUCAGGAGGGGGAAGUACUAGGUAUUGGGAGGUUUAGACUGCGAACCGUACAUUGUGACCUUGAUUAGAAAAAGGGGCAAUAUCAAUGUUGCAUUCAGACAUGCACAUGAGUUUUCUAGCCUGGUAACAUCAUAUAGCACAUAUAGGAUAGAUUUAUGCGGAUAUAUCUGUGUGUGGGGGCAAAGUAUUAUUUUUCUUAUUCGAAGUUUUCUAUGCUGAAGAGUGAAUACAUUCGAAAAUUG
Messenger RNA from Ilex paraguariensis (yerba mate), 939 nucleotides. Lineage: Eukaryota; Viridiplantae; Streptophyta; Magnoliopsida; Aquifoliales; Aquifoliaceae. The record is from the annotation of a GenBank genome assembly.